CUGCGUUGCGUUGGCAGGCUGCUCAAUCGCAAAACGAGAGAACGUUCACUAUCAUCCCUGACUUGACUGAACUGAGUGAUUGCCACAAAGUCCAACAGAUCGGGCCAUCUAUCAGUUGAGAACGGGCGUCCAAAUAGCUCCGUAUUUUAUUCAUUCAUAGCCAUCGAUUGAUUCCACCUACAUUGCUCUGUAGCUACGUACAAAAUGGCCAAACAAUUCUCAUUGGCUGAGGUGUCCGAACAUAAGAAUCUAAAAGGGGACGGGAAAUCCAUCUGGAUCGUGCUCCACGACAAAGUUUACGAUGUCACCAAAUUUCUGGAUGAGCAUCCUGGAGGAGAAGAGGUGUUGAUUGAGAACGCUGGUCAGAUUUCCACCGAGGCCUUUGAGGAUGUGGGACAUUCCACGGAUGCACGGGAGAUGCUCAAAAAUUACAUGAUUGGUGAACUGCAAGAGUCGGAUCGGAAAGGUGAAGCGGACAAGGGACCUCGUGUGUGGAGUUCGGGCGACUCCUCGUCGGAUGAUAGUUCUUGGACUUCGUAUUUGCUUCCCGUGGGCUUGGCCUUGGCGGCAGCCUUCAUUUACCGGCUGUAUUUCAAUUAGAGGCCCUUGGAGCGCCAGCAUCAUACAAUCCAAUCGUACCACAUAUCUUUCUUUUGAGGUGAAGAAAUAUUUUAUCGACUAUCGUCA
This is a messenger RNA of Tigriopus californicus, 687 nucleotides long. RefSeq names its product cytochrome b5-like. Gene Ontology annotation, molecular function: heme binding. Bases 205 to 600 code for a protein of 131 amino acids. Gene Ontology annotation, cellular component: intracellular membrane-bounded organelle; membrane. The transcript is spliced from 3 exons. The record is from RefSeq and is a predicted model, not a curated record. Lineage: Eukaryota; Metazoa; Arthropoda; Copepoda; Harpacticoida; Harpacticidae.